Molecule: messenger RNA, 575 nt
Organism: Fulmarus glacialis (Northern fulmar)
Lineage: Eukaryota; Metazoa; Chordata; Aves; Procellariiformes; Procellariidae
Gene: C1QB
Product: complement component 1, q subcomponent, B chain
Exons: 1
Molecular function (GO): protein binding
Source: RefSeq, a predicted model, not a curated record
GUCUCCCUGGCCAGGGGGAGCACGAAGGAGACAGGGGGGAGAAGGGAGACCCAGGAGCACCGGGUUACCCUGGAAAGAUCGGCCCCAAGGGCCCCCCGGGUUCAAAGGGAUUACCGGGUCCCAUGGGACCCCCCGGCCCGCAGGGGGACUCUGGUGACUACAAGACCACCCUCAAGUCCGCCUUCUCCGCUGCCAGGACCGUCAGCUCCUACCCGCGCCGGGAGCAGCCCGUCCGCUUCGAUCGCAUCAUCACCAACGAGAAGGGCCACUAUGAGAACCGAUAUGGCCGUUUCAUCUGUCGGGUCCCGGGCAUCUACUACUUCACCUACCACGUCACCUCCAGAGGCAAUCUGUGCCUCAGUGUGAAAAAAGGCCGGGGUGGCAGCAGGGGCCAGAAGGUGGUGACCUUCUGCGACUACGUGCACAGCAGCUACCAGGUCACCACGGGUGGCGUGGUCCUCAAGAUGGCAGCGAACGAGUCCGUCUGGCUGGAGCCAACGGAGAAGAACUCCCUGGUGGGGAUCGAAGGGUCUGACAGCAUCUUCUCCGGCUUCCUGAUCUUCCCCGAGGCUUAG